UACUUUUGAAACACCCUAUGUUAUCUGGGUAACCGAGCUCGUUGAGCUUUAGAACCAGAUAUACAAAGUCCCACACGAAGAGUUGUCUCCCUUGUGACAGAGGACAAUGUCCUGCACGUGGCUCGACUGUACGGACAAGGGCGGCGAGAAGAUCAAGGUCGAGCGUUUUGACGGCCUUCUGUUCCCGCCAAAACCCAUCGACGUCACGUCGGAGAAACAGUGCCACGACAUCCGGGACCUGGAGGUCAGAGAGGACGACGUGUUCGUGUUAUCCUACCCUAAGUCAGGAACACACUGGACAUGGGAGGUGACACAUAUGCUUGUAACCCAAACAGCGGAGUACCACAAAGAAAGAAUGCCAGUGUUUGUUCUGGAUAUAACGAAGAAGGAGGAUCUGGACUCCAUGACGUCUCCCAGGGUUCUGAGUACUCACUUCCGCUUCCGGUAUUUCCCUCAACAGGUGCUCAAGAAGGGAACGAAAGUUAUUAUGGUUCAUCGGAACCCUAAGGACGUGGUCGUGUCAACUUACGGAAUGUACACGGGGACAAAGUCCAUGGCCAUGUACGACGGCAAGUGGGACGACUACUUCGACAUGUGGCUGAGCGGGAACGUGCCCUACAACUCGUGGUUCGACUUUGAACUGGAAUGGCAGAAUGAGCUGGAGGCGCACCCAGAGAUGAACGUGCAUCACGUCCAUUAUGAAGAUAUGAAAAGGGACCCUGUCAAGAGUGUUAAAUGUAUAGCCUCGUUCCUGGGUCGUGACGUCAGUGACAAGACAUGCGCGGAAAUCGCGGAAGCGUGUGGGUUCAACAAGCUCCGCCAAGCCUACAGCGACUUCAAGGGAGAGAAGUUGAGAGGGGAAUGGAAGAACGGUACAGGGAUUUUCAGAAAAGGUGAAGUGGGAGACUGGAAGAACUGGUUCACUGUGGCCCAGAAUGAGAGGUUCGACCAGGAAUACACAGCCAGGAUGGGAGCCAGCAAGUGGACCUACACUUACACAACUUGAACCCUCGUCGUGGAUUGUGCAUGAGGAACUUAGUCUGUAUUAGCCAUCAUGGUAAUUCCCGUGGAAUAUCUUUCGUAUAUUUGCUCAUUCUGCCGAUUCCAAAAGCUGAUUGUCACUUGAAGCGAUAUGACGUCACGUUGGACAUUGUUGCAUCUUUAAAUAUGACGUCAUAAAUUGAUAACUAAUUUUCAUUUACCCAAAGGCUGACGUUCUUCAUUUCUUCUUUUUUUCAUUGGCUUUCUUUGAAAUUAAACUUCGCGUCGUCGUUCUAGUCUUUGAGCUACUUCUAAAUUAGAGAACUAGGGCUUAGACUUACUGAACGAUCUGAGCUCAACAAUAAUCGUAAAGUUAUCACGAGGAAAUCGUAGGCUGUCGUAGCUUGUUUUCGAAACCUGAGAUAUAAGUGUACAGACUACCUCUUUCGAAACUUGUGAUGUAGGAAUGAUUAUCUUGCCCUCGUGAAUGAAAGCAGGGAAUCGAGGCCUACAAAAUUCCUUAUCACAGACCAAACAAUCCGUAAUCUCAGAUUGUUUACAAUUUGUUAUUCUUCUCCAAGUUAUCCACGAUAUGACAACUGAAAUGCAUUAUUUUCAUCAGAAUGUUUAGUCGGAUUCAUGUAACUCUGUUUGUUGUGCCAUAAGAAUGUAUUGUUAUAUUUAGUUUAAUCGAA
Haliotis rubra (blacklip abalone) is the source of this 1676-nucleotide messenger RNA. Its product is annotated as sulfotransferase 1C4-like. NCBI's taxonomy places the organism in Eukaryota, Metazoa, Mollusca, Gastropoda, Lepetellida, Haliotidae. Gene Ontology annotation, molecular function: sulfotransferase activity. Gene Ontology annotation, biological process: sulfation. The record is from RefSeq and is a predicted model, not a curated record. Gene Ontology annotation, cellular component: cytoplasm. Bases 107 to 1006 code for a protein of 299 amino acids. The transcript is spliced from 6 exons.